Molecule: messenger RNA, 1188 nt
Organism: Didymodactylos carnosus
Lineage: Eukaryota; Metazoa; Rotifera; Eurotatoria; Philodinida; Philodinidae
Source: the annotation of a GenBank genome assembly
AUGUUUUGUGUCGAAGAGCCAAGGAUAAUUUCACAUUCUCGUUGCGGAGUAUCAAAUAUAAAUAAUCCUAAAGAAUCGCCUGACCGUGCAUUACAAGCAGCAGAACUCUUAAUUUGGUUUAGUGAAAAUAAUUUAAACAACAACAACACUCAAGAAAUAACAGAUUGUUCUCAGAAAAAUGAUAUAUUUCAAAAACCAAAAAAACCACAUCCAAAAUUUAGACGGUAUAUAACCAAUGAUCGAGUAUCACCAUCGUUUAACAAGUUCUUUUCAUCAUCUUCGGAUUCUGAUUCAACUGUUCCUAAUACGUCACGAUCAUCACCGCCCAUCAAUUCAUUAUUUUAUCAAAUUCCAUUGACAAAUCGAUCGGAUAUCGCAGAUCCUGUCCUUCUACACCAACAACAGCCACAAACUCUAUCAACUGAUCUGUCAUAUUCACCGUGUAGUACAAGACAAUCUUUAUCAUUUUCAUCAUCCAGUCCACCAAUUGACAGUGAUAGUGAUUUUUAUUCUCGUCAUACUGAUGACAAUUCAUGUUCAUCAUUAUCAUGUUCUUCGUUAUCUCCGACAUCUGUUUCUUCCGAACAGUCUUCUGACGAUUGCCAUAUUUUAUACAUUCAAGUGAAUGGUCAAUAUAUUCCAAUUGCAAAAACAACAUUUCCUCUUCAGACAAAAACCUUUUUACAAUCAACAAAUAGUACUCAAUCACAAUCUCCAGUACCAUCGAAUAGUAAUCAAACGGAUGAUAACAUUACGGAACCUCUAGUCUCACCAAUACAACUUUCGCAAUCUGUUCCUUCGACAACAAAGCCAACAAAACAAUCAUUAGAUAGAAAGAAAAAUUAUGUAUGUUCACAUAAUGGAUGUAAAAAAGCUUAUUAUAAAAGUUCACAUUUGAAAGCGCAUAUUCGAUUACAUACCGGUGAAAAACCGUUCCGUUGUGCAUGGGUAAAUUGUCAUAAAACAUUUGCACGUUCUGAUGAAUUAUCUCGUCAUCGUCGAACUCAUACGGGUGAAAAAAAUCAUGUUUGUACAAUAUGUCAAAAAGCUUUUAUGCGUAGUGACCAUUUAGCCAAACAUCAUAAACGUCAUUCAACUUCAUUAACACUCAGUAAUCAUCAACGACAAAACUACGAUAUGAAAAAAUCAACUUCAUUAACAGAAGAGACCAAUGCACUUGAAUUGUGA